AUGGUUCACUUAAUACCUUGUAGACCAGCAGUUGCUCCAUUUAGCCCCUUCCCACCAAGUGAGGCUUGUUGUGCUGCAAUCAAAACUUUGGGGCAGCCUUGCUUGUGUGUGUUUGUCAAUGGCCCUCCGAUCUCUGGUGUGGAUCAGAACAUGGCCAUGCAGCUUCCUGACAAGUGCACUGCUAACUUUGAACCUUGUGGACUUGCAAAGGUAAGAGAUUAG
Messenger RNA from Ilex paraguariensis (yerba mate), 222 nucleotides. The record is from the annotation of a GenBank genome assembly. Lineage: Eukaryota; Viridiplantae; Streptophyta; Magnoliopsida; Aquifoliales; Aquifoliaceae.